Molecule: messenger RNA, 1254 nt
Organism: Kalmanozyma brasiliensis GHG001
Lineage: Eukaryota; Fungi; Basidiomycota; Ustilaginomycetes; Ustilaginales
Product: Alcohol dehydrogenase, iron-type
Exons: 1
Coding region: 1-1254 (417 amino acids)
Cellular component (GO): mitochondrion
Molecular function (GO): alcohol dehydrogenase (NAD+) activity; metal ion binding
Source: RefSeq, a predicted model, not a curated record
AUGGCAGCAGCGUCAGCAGCCGGUGUGUACCGGAACACCCUCCUCCAAUCGGUCUACUUUGGCCCUGGCAGCAUCGCCUCCUCUCUCCCCGCCGCUAUCGAAGCGCUCAACCUCAAGAACAAGAAAGCCUUCAUCCUGACCGGCAAGUCGCUCGCCACCAAGACCAAGGUCAUCGAGCGCAUCCAGUCCAUCUUGUCCGACAAGGGGUACUACAGUGGUGAAACCUAUUUCGACAUCGGCGAGCAUGCGCCGGUAGCCGGCAUCCGCGAAGCCGUCGAGCGCAUCAAGCGUUCCAACGCGGACGUCAUUGUUGCCGUUGGUGGUGGCUCACCCAUCGACGCGGCUAAGGCGAUCUCCUACUACCGGCAUUCAGAGGAGCACGGUGAGGCGAGCGCUAAGAACCCGCUCACGCAUCCCGAUCUGUUUUUGCCAACUAUCGCCGUGCCUACGACGCUCAGUGUGGCGGAAACUACCCAGAAUGCAGGCUUCAAGAGCGAUGAGGGGCACAAGAUUGGCGUUUCGACGAAAAACAUCGUGCCUCGAACCAUCAUCUACGACGCCGAACUCACGCUUGACACCCCGGAGCGGCUGUGGCUGUCAACGGGAAUCCGAGCGCUCGAUCAUGCGGUGGAAUACCUCUACCGUCCCGACACGCACCCGCUUGUCCGCCCCUCUGCUCAAUCAGCGGUGAGGGAGAUCUUCACUUACCUCCCCCUCUCCAAGAAGGACCCCAAGGACGUGCAAGUGAGGCAGGCGUUGCAGUUGGCGUGCUUCAACUCGCUCUGGCCCGAAGCGCGGAUGGGCGCGCUAGGCCUGUCUCACGGUUUGGGACACAAGCUCGGUGCGACAUACGGCAUCGGUCACGGCAUCACAAGCUGCAUCACGCUUGGUGCAACGGUGCGAUUUGUGGCCAACUGGAAGGAUACCCCGCUACUGCAUCUGCAGAAUCUGGCUGAUACGCUGCCCUUCAUCCCUGCUCCGUACAAUUCGAGUCCUGCGCCACUGGGCACGCCGGUGGGCGCAAAUGGAGAUGCGACGGAUGAACAGCUCAAGGAGCUGCGCGAGAAAGCCACUCUGGUUGGAGACGCGGUGCAGAAGCUUGUGGACGACUUGGGGCUGCAUUCGACCCUGAAAAGCUGCGGGCUGGGUCCUGAGGAGCCAGAGAUCGUGGCUACUAAGGUGACGGGCGAGGACAAGAAGGGAGGCGAGUACUGGCAAGGCGUCAAGGGCAUCUUGGACAGCGUGUACCAGUGA